Molecule: messenger RNA, 2416 nt
Organism: Pecten maximus
Lineage: Eukaryota; Metazoa; Mollusca; Bivalvia; Pectinida; Pectinidae
Product: MOXD1 homolog 1-like
Exons: 6
Coding region: 642-1769 (375 amino acids)
Biological process (GO): norepinephrine biosynthetic process; dopamine catabolic process; octopamine biosynthetic process
Cellular component (GO): secretory granule membrane
Molecular function (GO): copper ion binding; dopamine beta-monooxygenase activity
Source: RefSeq, a predicted model, not a curated record
GUAAACCAAUCAAAACUUCUCCCUUGUGGGAAACUUCCUAUGUAAACCAUUAAGUUAUUCUCCUUGACCGGAUACUUCCUGUGUAAACUAUUAAGAUAUUCAGUAAAACACACCGGUCAAACUUUCUUCUGGACAAGAUAUUUCCCAUGGAAACAAUUCAAAAUCAAAAUCCUUGAACAAGAUACUUUGCUCCGGCAGUUCAGGAUAUGUCGCAUGUGAACCGUAAGAGCCAAAAUGGCAGCCCUGACUUCUGCUCCCAAGGGAUUGAGAGAAACAUUGGCUAGUUGAUAAAGGCCCAAUAACCACGGAAAAUAAUUUGUGAACCGCUUUGCAACGGCUAUGUUGCUGUGUCGGUAUAUAAAACGCCGUUAAUUAAAUACUAUAAUUAUUUAUAACAUAUUACAAAAAUCUCUCCUAGUAGCGGUAAUGAUGUAGUGAAUCGCGUGUCCAGUAGCAAAUUUGAUUUUUGUUUACAUGCAGGUAUAUGCGAACCCUGGGACACCGAAAGAUGUCGACAAAAGAAUGGGUCUGUCGUCUGCCCAGAUCAUCUCAAAUGCGAUCUCAACGAUACACGGGUUGAACAGUUUUCAGCUAUACUGCCACUGACAAUUGUACCGAAAAAGGAAUUUACAUAUGCUUGCAUGGUUUUCAACCUUCCAACCGACACUAAUUACCAUUUAGUGGAAGCCAAACCUGAAUUGUACAACAGGAGAGUCGUUCAUCAUAUGACUCUUUAUGCUUGUGACCCUACAUUUAAUAUCCGAGAGUCCGAUAGACCGUUCGAAUGUCCAAAAGUUACCACCGCUCCCUGUCAGGAACUCAUAACUACCUACAACCCAAAAUUUCCUCUCACGUGCCUUCACAAUGAGAUGGGAAUUAAUUGCGGCAAGGACGGCAUUAGACAGCUCGUGAUUCAGGUCCUCUGGCAUAACCCCUUGGGAUUGGAUUACCAGGACAGUUCCGGUAUGGUUGUAUACUUUACACCUAAUCUCCGUCCCAACAAUGCCGGAUUCGCCACCAUAGAUUCCACGGUGUUCCAAAUCCCUCCGGGAAUUUCGGCUUAUCCGGUCAUGGGAGGAUGUCCUGGAAAAUGCACGAGCAUGAGCAUUACAAAGGAAGUUUACGUUGCCAUGGGAAUCAGUCUUAUGCACAGAUUAGGAAGAAGACAGAAAGUAGAACUCAUACGAAACAAUACCAUAAUUAACUACUUGACGUCGGUUGACAACUUCGACCCCAACCGUCCAAACAUAGUCAGGCAUUUAAAUCCUAUUAAAGUACUGCCCGGGGAUUCAAUCAGAAUGAUCUGCGAAUAUGACUCCACAAUGAUGACGUCGACAGUCCACAGGGGAUUGUUAGCGGAUGAAGAAAUAUGUCGCGCGCAGCUCCUCUACUACCCGAAGGAGAACUGGACCAAUCCAAGCUGUCUUGGGUACAAGCAUAUUCCGCUGUGUCUGUUCGAGACGGUCGGAGAAGUGAUGGACUGUAACUACCAAGAGUUCCUCGAUAGUCUACAGACAGAAGCCCACUUUAAUACCACCAUAGCUACUUGUAGUCUGUCUAAUGCAUGUUCAGCGGCGUGUUUACAUCUCGUCGCCGAGGAGCGAAAGCACUCUUGUCUCAAGGGGGAGCUUUAUGAGCUCUGGAACUCCAAAUUGAUUGGUCAGCCCGAUCCACGUCUUGAAAAUCUGUAUAAGGCACUCGUCCCGUGCGAAGAAAGGUACAAAGAAAAAGGUCAUCUGGUAUCAAGUCGAGGACGUGUUAGACAAUGAAGCAAGUGGCACGCUCUUGGAAUUGUUAUGUUGCCACGCGCGAUUUUGAAAACUACGAACGCCGGUUUGGCUCAGUCUCGUGGGAAAAUUCUGUUUCGUGUUAUAUCGCGAUACGCAUGCGUAACAUGGCGAGCUUUACGCGUAAUAUAUUUUUUUUAUAUUAUUCUAUAUCACAUCAAAAUAUAUGGUGUUAAUUAUUUCAAUUAUUUGGUUAUUGUUUUCAGUUUUAAUGGCAUUCAGUGAACCGUCUGUCGUUUCGUUUACAUGGAUAUAUAUCAAUUGGAAGACACUGCCAGCGAAAUGGACAAAAAUGUGAGAUAAAACAAUUCAUCAUUGUUACCAAAUUUCAUCUGACAUCAAGGUUUUCGUUAACUGUAUAUAGAAGUGUCGAACAGAUUUAUCUUUUGCUCAUCAUUUGAUCUUUACAAAAAGUAAUUUAUAAAAGAAAACUUGUUCUUUUAUAUGCGUUAUAACUAUGCGUGUAUGUGUACGUGGGUAUAUUAACAGCCAUUAAUGAUGGUGGAUAGUACACAUAGAAGUUAUGAAGGAAUUGUACACAAGUAAAGUGAGUAUUAUGAUGUAACCAGAGGAUGGCUGAUCAUUUUGUUAAUCAUGUAAAUGAUAUCAAAUGAAAAAUACAGACAACC